AUGCUUCCAAAGAACUUAGUUGCGCUUUACGUUUGGUUCAAGCAAGAUUUAAUAGACUUUUGUUCAGAUUUAUUUACAAGUAUCUUGGAAUAUCUUAAAGACACAGUGGAGCAUUUAAUAUUAGCAAGUUUAUUUUACAUAGUAACAUGUAUAUUUUUAUAUAUGUGUAUAAAAGCCUGGGGUAUUGUGAAUUUCAAUCGAGAACCAAAGAAUUCAAAAAGAAUUUUAUUUGUGAUCGCCCACCCUGAUGAUGAAUGCAUGUUUUUUGGGCCCACCAUUCUUAAUUUUACCAGAAAAAAAGACUGCCUGGUGUAUAUAUUGUGCUUAUCUACUGGUAGAAACUAUGGGAUGGGUUUAAUAAGGAAACAAGAACUAUAUAAUUCUUGUUAUGAAUUAGGGAUUCCUUCUGAGAAUAUAUUUAUUCAUAAUCAUACUCUUCUUCCUGAUGCAAUGGAUGUGCGAUGGCCAACAGAUGUGAUAUCAGAUAUUGUCUUAAAUUAUGUAGAGACUCUUAAUAUUACAACACUUGUAACAUUUGAUAGAUAUGGAGUAUCUCUUCAUAACAAUCACUGUAGCAUAUACUAUGCAAUAGCUAACCUUAUCCUAGAUAACAAGUUACCUAGAGGUUGUGGAGUCUAUGUACUUGAUACUACAAAUAUUAUUAGGAAAUACUGGUUGUUAAUGGAUAUACCCAUAUCUUUUAUAUUUUCCAGAUUUAGAUUUAUGUGUAGCCUAAAAGACAGGUCUCUAAUACACAAAGCAAUGAAAAAGCAUGUGUCCCAAUUAAAAUGGUUUAGACGCUUGUAUAUGUAUUUCAGCAGAUACAUGAUAAUAAAUACUUUGCAGCAAAUGAAUUUGGUGGAUAUAGAGUUAGAUUUAGAUCUUGAAGAUUGA
Messenger RNA from Diabrotica balteata, 894 nucleotides. NCBI's taxonomy places the organism in Eukaryota, Metazoa, Arthropoda, Insecta, Coleoptera, Chrysomelidae. The record is from the annotation of a GenBank genome assembly.